AUGCGGUGCUAUCCGGUACCGUCCGGUUUAAUUCGCCACCUGUUGCUGCUGGAAUUGAAGCGGCUCGGCGUGGUGUUGGGUUUGCCCGACGUCUGCCUUCCCGUUCCUCCUCCUCUAACUCCCCCGAUUCUUCUGCACGGCAUGCUUCCCUCUGGAAUCCAUUUUCUGGACCCCCUCCCCUCUCCGUCACACCUCCUCGUCUGCCGCCUCGUCCGCCCCGCGAUGCCAGUGUCGAUAGGCGACGAUUAUUCGUAUUCGCCACGGCCCUUUGUCGUGGCGUCUGCUGCAGCUGCCCUUCCGACCUUGUCGGCCCCAGCACCGGCGGCUGAGGGGAUGGUGCCUCCUCGCGCACCACGGUCCGCUCCGUCGUCCGUGACUCAAUCUGGCCCGGUCCCUGCGCCUGCUGUGGCGCCCGCUCCUGUCGUGACGUCGUUAACUGCGCCCGCUGUGGCGCCUGGUCCCCCACCUGCGUCGGCGCCUGCUCACGCGCACGCCUCGGCGUCAGCUCCUGCGUCUGCUCCCGCGCCCGCUGCGGCGUCUGAUACUGCGCAUCUUCCUGAGCCUGCCCUGGUGGUUCCCCUUGUCCCCGCGGAAGUGCCUCCAUCCGCGCCUGUUGUCGCGGCGUCGUCGCCGGCUGUUGGGGCAGCCCUCCUGCCGCCACUGGCUGCGCCCACCGUGGCACCUUCUGCUGCUGUGGCGGACCCGUCUUACCAGCCACCUCUAACCACCAACGCCGGCCCGAGCCUGGCGGAGGUGCAGUCGGCGCCUGUGGCGCCUCCGGUUGCUCCGACCGGGCAGCCUCGUCGCCCACAGUCACCUGGCCGCCGCCCGUCCCGACCUCAUUCGCCUCUCCUACAUGAUGAGAGGGAAUCGUCGCGGCGCCGACAAGAUUCUCCUCGGGGCCGCCGAUCCCAGGGGAACUGGACCGCGCGUCGCGGCGGUCGUGGUAGCUGGUGGGGGGGUCGCGGCUAUGGUCGUGGUGCUCCCCCAGAGGAGCCCCCGAUGACUCCGGCGGAAAUCCGACAGCUGGUAACGUCGGCGGUCCGUGAUGCUCAAGCUGACGUGGCGGGCCCGAAUCACCCGCAGCAUGCGGCGCCACGUCCUGGCGUUCCUUCUCUAGCCGCCGGUCCUGCCGCUCCUUCUCCUCGCGCUCCCGUGCCAUCUGUUGCUGUACGUGGGAACCGUCUGCGCCUGCCGUGGGUUCCACCUGUGGCAGGCGUGGAGUUCGUGUCUUUGGGGGGAGGACCGGUGACUCCGCAGUAUCCAACUCUACUGCCUGUGGCUCGUGCUCCUGCGUAUGCUGAUCUUCCGGUGCACCCACUUGUGGGGCCAUCUCCUUCGGCGGAUGUGCCAGAGGCGUCCCUGGGGCAGCUUUGGCGCCUCUCUGAGGGUUUGCGGGCUGUUCACUUGAUCCAGGUGUAUUGUCGCGCGGCACUUUCUCGCGGCGUGCCUCUGGAAGGCGGCCCUCUGGACGAGUGCUCGGAUGCCGCUGACCGGCUUGCCGAGCUCCUUGCGUCCGUGUUGGCUGCGCCCGCGCGGGGUGGAGUUGCGGGCGUUGGACAGCUUGGGACUACGCUCCGUGGACUGCGCCGGGCGAUGCGCGCAGCGACUGCAGUCGACCUGAUCGGCGCAACCACUGUGGUGGUGCGCGAGCUUCAUCGCUCGUUGACGGGCUUGCUUGCCGUCCUUGAUGCGGAUCAGAUGUAG
This is a messenger RNA of Closterium sp. Naga37s-1, 1707 nucleotides long. Lineage: Eukaryota; Viridiplantae; Streptophyta; Zygnematophyceae; Desmidiales; Closteriaceae. The record is from the annotation of a GenBank genome assembly.